This is a messenger RNA of Ramularia collo-cygni, 1935 nucleotides long. RefSeq lists its product as uncharacterized. The record is from RefSeq and is a predicted model, not a curated record. The transcript has a single exon. The coding region runs from base 1 to 1935 and encodes 644 amino acids. Gene Ontology annotation, molecular function: protein binding. NCBI's taxonomy places the organism in Eukaryota, Fungi, Ascomycota, Dothideomycetes, Mycosphaerellales, Mycosphaerellaceae.
AUGCGGACCACGAGAGCUGCCAUUGAUCCACUGUGGCAGUGUCUGUGCCCGGCCUGGACACCGACCAGCGUGACGGGAUUCUCAUCCCGCUGCUUGAUCAGGCCGAGCAGGACACAACAUGGCGCAAAGAACGGGAUAUCUUCGUCGACGCCCACCGCCUUUUCCACCACCGCUCGCACGCGCAAUCAGGCUCGUCUGAAUGCUAUAGAGGCACAUCGUGCUGCUAAAUUUCAAACGUUCCCGUCAACGAUCUCACCUUCACCAAAAAGAGGAACAGAAUCGGCCGCUGUGCAACCGUUGGACCACGAGAGUACAUCGGAUCUUUACGGUCUCUUGCAGAAUGCCGCAACGAAGGGCGAUGUGCACGAGUGUCGCAGGAUAGCGGAGUAUCUGGUGGGAAAGAGGCGCGAGAAGCCCAAUCUGCAGCUCUACCAUGCGCUGAUUUUGAGCAAUGUGGGCUACGAGCACGGCGCUGCAUGGCGCGUGAGCGAGUUGCUGGACGAAUUGCAGGCGGACGGGCUACAGAUGGACGCGGGAAUCUGUCAUGCUGUGCUCAAGGUGGUCGCAGUCCAUCUGGACCAUCUUUUGCGGACCGACGUGUUGGACUACAUGCAGAAAAGAUGGUAUCAGUUGAGUGAGGACGGCGCUCACGAUGUGGCUGCUGGAAUGUUGCGUGAAGGUCUGUUCGAGCAGGCUUUGCACCAAUUGGACAAGAUGAGGCAGGGGAAUGGAAGAGUAGAUGGUUGGCUUUGGGAUAUGGCCGUCUACACGCUGUGCGACGCAGGCGAGAUUGAGGAAGCUUUCAGGAUUGUGCGGAGCCGCUAUGAUUCUGGGGUGUCCGUCAUCACUCGCUCCGUAUGGUUCUACCUCUUGGACAAGGGCAGCGAAGCGCGGCAUUACGAUGCCACAUCUCUGGUCUGGACUAGUCAGGUCAAUCAGGGCUACAUCAAUCCUUCAUCGGGAAUCUGUCUAAACGUACUCACGACAGCAGCUCAAUCGGGCGAUGCGGCUUUGGCAACCGAAGUGUUCUCGCAUCUCAGCAAACGUGGCACUGCCUUCCAGCCGAUCCAUUAUGAGCUGUUGAUUUCAGCAUAUCUCUCGGCCAGCCCGCCAGACCUAAACCGAGCCAUGACCAUUCUCACAAUCAUGCCGUUGGAGAAGUUGGAGCCUACACUUGCCGAGACUCGUUCUUUGUACGCGUACCUGCGCAAUCAGCCCGGCCUGGUAAAGGAGGCUUUCACCACGCUCCGCGAGCUUCACGAACACGACCGUAGGAUCCCGAUAGCAGCCCUCAACCUCUUGAUCGAGUGUCAUGUGGAGCAACGAAACUUCGCCGAGGCGAUGCGAGUCUACAAGCUCAUACACACAUUUGCCCCCUUCAGCGAAGGAGCACAAAAGUCGUAUGCCAACAUCGAAACUUUCAACUUGCUGUUCAAAGGCUGCAGAUUAUCCGAUCCACCCGAGGAGCAACAGGCCUCGUUUUUGGUGUCUGAACUCCUCGCACUUCGCAUCACGCCAACAGCGCUGACAUAUGAUCGCCUCAUCCUCGUUUUCGUCGAAGCAGCAAAGGCUGCUUUCAACCACACUGCAACCGCAGAUGAUCCCCAGCUCUCCGAUCAAGGGAAAUCCARAGGCAAAGAGCUUCUAGAUUGGGCUUUUCGACACUUUGCAGACAUGCAACCACUAGGUUGGGUCCCGCGAUUCGGGACAAUGGAACUGUUGGCCGUUCAGUUAGCCCGGAUUGGAGAUGCUCGUUGCUGGGACUGUCUGCAGAUCGCCGAAGAUUACAGAGACUCGAUCGAAGGGUUUGAACAAAAGGGUAAAUGGGCAAAGRAGAAUGUUGAGGAUGCUUGGGUGCAAUUCGUUGAAGGGGACGUUUCAAUGUCUGGAUCAAGCCCUACUGAGGUGUUUGCAGCGGCGAGCGCGUCUGGCUGA